AUGGAAGAUUACAAUGACUACGAUAUUAUAAUAAUAGGAGGAGGAUUAAGUGGUCUUAUUUGCGCGUACAAUAUCCUGAAGAGAAAAGCUGGGUUAGAAGUAUUAAUUAUCGAGGCAAAUAAAGAAGUAGGCGGCCGAAUACUUCCAGAUUAUAGUGAUACGUAUUAUGCUAGUUCAUUGCAAGAACAUAUAACUGACUUGACAAACCAGUUCCAUGUAAUCACUAAUGAAGGAGAAAAUAUUGAUGUUAAGAAAAGAAUACUGUACACAAAGUACGGUCCAUCCAAAAAGUUACCUAGAUUUUAUGGAGCAGAAGUUCAUCACUUUCUUCAACUGGUUGAGAAAAAUUCAUUGGACCCGAGAUUUAAUAGUUAUACUAAACAUGAAGACGCAAAGCAUCUCGCAGAAACAUCUGUUGCACAGUUGUUACGUAGACUGAAUGGCAUGAUCAAAAUUGUACACGUAUUACUGAACGAAAUUUUGCGUCUCGGUGGAAAAAUAAGAUACGUAGAACCUGUUAAAAAAGUUCGGUUCAACGACGAUCGAGCGUAUGUAGAAACAGCGAAAAAUCGCUUCAAAUGUGAACUCGCAGUUUUAGCGGUACCACCGCCAAUAGAAAAUAUCAUCAUCGAAUCACCGCCAGAAUAUUUGUUAAACACUCAUAAUCUAUAUGCCUCGGGUGAAAAUACAGUUUUCAAAAUCGCUUAUAGAAUACCAUUGUGGAAUGAUCACGCAAAAGAUAUUGUAACUACGUGGGACCUCAAUAGCAACCUUAACAUCGCUUACGAUGCAACGCAUACUGGCACAAAUGCAUUCGUGCUCUCUGGAUUUCUUGCGCAAUCGAAUUCUUCUGCGCCUCACACAGAGGAACUUUUUGAAACCCUAAAUAAAUGCUUUGACACCACUGAAGCAGAAAAAUACAUUCAGUUUAAAGUAUGGAAUCCAGAUUUAUCAGAUGAACAAGGGAUGAUUAGUAGUCCUAUGAGUGUUAUGAAGCCAACUUCCAUCGUCAAUCAUACCAGACAUACAAAUACUUCCAAUGGAAGGAAAUCAAGAAGGACGAAGCAACAGACCUUUUUCAAGUUGCACGCUAUUCAGUACCUAGGAUUGGCUCUCAAUGCUGCUGUUUUCUUUUCAUUUCUGAAUGCCGCCUACAAUCAUAAUUAA
This is a messenger RNA of Dufourea novaeangliae, 1167 nucleotides long. RefSeq lists its product as uncharacterized. The transcript has 6 exons. The record is from RefSeq and is a predicted model, not a curated record. NCBI's taxonomy places the organism in Eukaryota, Metazoa, Arthropoda, Insecta, Hymenoptera, Halictidae. Bases 1 to 1167 code for a protein of 388 amino acids.